AUGGAGUCGGGUGAUAAUGGCUACUUGUUUAUACCGAGAAGUAGAGCUGUCAAUGGUACUUUGAGUCAUCCUGUUGCAAAUUUAGGUUCUUUAGUUGAUAUCAGAUUGGAGGGUAAUCAUAUCAAUGGCGUAGUGCCUAGUAAUUGGACCAGUUUGAUGAAUAUGAAAUUGUUUGAUCUGAGUAGAGCAUUUUUAACAAAAUUUAAAACACAAACUACCAUUCCUGGUCUUCAUGUUCUGAUAUCUACACCAUUUCACCCUGCCUAUGUUACUGCUGAAAGAAUUAAGAAAGCUAAGAAUUUAGAGCUACGUUUGACUGCCGGAAUUGGUUCUGAUCACAUUGAUCUCAAUGCUGCGGCUGCUGCUGGUUUAACCGUCGCAGAGGUCACAGGAAGCAACACAGUAUCUGUUGCUGAGGAUGAGCUCAUGAGAAUUCUCAUUCUGGUGAGGAAUUUUGUGCCUGGUUACCAUCAGUCUAUUACAGGAGAAUGGGAUGUUGCUGGCAUUGCACAUAGAGCCUAUGAUCUUGAAGGAAAGACGAUAGGAACGGUGGGUGCUGGACGAAUCGGGAAGCUUUUACUCUAA
This is a messenger RNA of Lathyrus oleraceus (garden pea), 585 nucleotides long. RefSeq names its product formate dehydrogenase, mitochondrial-like. Gene Ontology annotation, cellular component: chloroplast; mitochondrion. NCBI's taxonomy places the organism in Eukaryota, Viridiplantae, Streptophyta, Magnoliopsida, Fabales, Fabaceae. The transcript has 2 exons. The record is from RefSeq and is a predicted model, not a curated record. Bases 1 to 585 code for a protein of 194 amino acids. Gene Ontology annotation, molecular function: oxidoreductase activity, acting on the CH-OH group of donors, NAD or NADP as acceptor; NAD binding; formate dehydrogenase (NAD+) activity.